Messenger RNA from Monodelphis domestica (gray short-tailed opossum), 13672 nucleotides. RefSeq names its product HECT, C2 and WW domain containing E3 ubiquitin protein ligase 2 (gene HECW2). The record is from RefSeq and is a predicted model, not a curated record. Gene Ontology annotation, biological process: protein ubiquitination; ubiquitin-dependent protein catabolic process; regulation of dendrite morphogenesis. Gene Ontology annotation, molecular function: ubiquitin protein ligase activity; protein binding. NCBI's taxonomy places the organism in Eukaryota, Metazoa, Chordata, Mammalia, Didelphimorphia, Didelphidae. Gene Ontology annotation, cellular component: cytoplasm.
CUGGCCAGUGACGCCUGGAGAGAGGCACAGAAUUGGAAGCCGGACGGGCUUCACCGUUGACGUUGCAGGCGCUCCUGUGGCCCAUCCAGGGUUUGAGCGCGGCUGCCGUGGUGAUCCUUGCACGGGUAUCCGUCCCUCCUUCCCUUCCUCCUCCUCUUCUUCCACCUCCUCCCCUGAACCUCCCUCGAGAAACAGACACCCCUCUUGACUUCUUCCCUCUCCAAAGCGAAGGCAGCAGGCUCGCUAUGGCUUCAGGUCCCCCUGGUGCAGCCGCCGCCACCACCGCUACUGCCGCUGCUGACUCGACACAAUUGGAAGGUGUGGGGGGUGAAGCAUAGACAAGGAGAGGAGGGCGGACCGAAGCAGCCCCGGAUUAAUAUUGGUUGGGAAGUAGAAGAUGCCAGGACACAGGAGGGCGAGCGAGCCUGCUUCUGAAGUAGGCGGUGGCGGAGGCAGCCUGGAGAACAGUAGCUAAGGAGAGAAGUGCAUCUCUCCUCUCUUUCUCUUUCUCUAGGUCUCUUUCUUUCUUUAGGCCGUGGUGGUGUAGGGAAGAGGCGAAUCCUACGCUAAGUGGCGGCGGCAGCAGCAACAGCCUGGAGCUGAAUGCUGCAAGCACCGGAUGACUCCAGCUGCUUCCUUUCUCGGUGUAAUCAGCAUCGUUCACAACCACUGCUGGAGGGAAGUGUCGGUGCGCGGAGAGAAGCAUUGCUGUCUGAGUGAAAUUGCUUGGAAAGCUCUCUCCUUCCCUCCCUCUCCCCCUCCCCAACCUGGAGGCUAGAGCUUGGCGUUUGGCCGCCGCGCUGGUGAUCCUUAGGAAGCUAACUUCAAGGAGGUAGACAGCAUGGCUAGCUCAGCCCGGGAGCACCUGCUUUUUGUGAGAAGGCGCAACCCUCAGAUGCGCUACACACUGAGUCCAGAGAACCUCCAGAGCCUUGCCUCCCAGGGCUCCAUGCCCGAGAACAUGAACCUGCAGCGGGCUAACAGUGACACUGACCUGGUGACUUCAGAAAGCCGCUCCAGCCUGACUGCGAGCAUGUAUGAAUAUACCCUGGGCCAAGCCCAGAAUCUUAUUAUCUUUUGGGACAUUAAAGAAGAAGUGGACCCUACUGACUGGAUUGGACUUUAUCAUAUAGAUGAGAAUUCUCCAGCCAAUUUUUGGGAUUCGAAGAACCGAGGUGUGACUGGGACACAAAAAGGUCAAAUUGUAUGGAGAAUUGAACCUGGGCCCUAUUUUAUGGAACCGGAAAUAAAAAUAUGUUUUAAAUACUACCAUGGCAUUAGUGGAGCCCUGAGAGCUACUACCCCAUGUAUUACUGUGAAAAAUCCUGCUGUGAUGAUGGGGGCAGAAGGCAUGGAAGGAGGUGCUUCAGGAAAUCAACAUUGUCGGAAAUUAGUCAGUUUUACCUUAUCAGAUCUUAGGGCAGUUGGAUUAAAGAAAGGAAUGUUCUUUAAUCCUGAUCCUUACCUUAAGAUGUCAAUUCAGCCAGGAAAGAAGAGCAGUUUUCCUACAUUUGCCCAUCAUGGGCAGGAAAGAAGGUCUACUAUCAUCAGUAAUACAACUAAUCCAAUUUGGCACAGAGAGAAAUAUUCCUUUUUUGCACUUCUUACUGAUGUCUUAGAAAUUGAAAUUAAAGACAAAUUUGCCAAGAGUCGUCCUAUCAUUAAGCGUUUUCUUGGAAAACUAACCAUACCAGUCCAGAGGUUGCUGGAGCGUCAAGCCAUUGGUGAUCAAAUGCUCAGCUACAACCUUGGCAGAAGGCUCCCAGCUGACCAUGUGAGUGGGUAUCUCCAAUUCAAAGUUGAGAUUACAUCUUCUAUUCAUGAAGAUGCUUCACCAGAAGCAGUUGGCACCAUCCUUGGAGUGAAUUCUGUGAAUGGAGAUCUGGGAAGUCCCUCUGAUGAUGAGGACAUGCCAGGAGGACAUCAUGACUCCCCUCCAGUUUGUUCUAAUGGUCCAGUUUCUGAGGAAAGUGCUCCAGAUGGCACUCCCAAGCAUUCCUUUAGGACUAGCUCCACUAUGGAAAUAGAUCCAGAGGAUAUAACCUCUAGUUCUUCCAGGACCUCCCCUCCCAGAGGACGGCAGGAUUCAUUGAAUGAUUAUCUAGAUGCCAUUGAACACAAUGGUCAUUCCAGGCCUGGGACAUCUGCCUGUGCUGAGAGGUCCCUUGGAGCUUCUCCCAAACUAAGAAGUAGUUUCCCCACUGAUACUAGACUCAAUGCCAUGCUUCAUAUUGACUCUGAUGAAGAGGAUCAUGAGUUUCAGCAAGAUCUGGGUUAUCCUUCCUCCUUGGAAGAGGAAGGAGGAUUGGUAAUGUUUAGUAGUGCUUCAAGAACUGAUGAAGGGAAUUCAGUGAUGAGUCAAGCAAAGCCAGACACCAAUCCUAGAGAAGUAGAGGAAGACCCAGCAGUUGAAGCUGUUUCCUUUGAGAAUAAACAGGAGGAAGAACUUCCAGAGAUUCCUGACAGUUCCUCAGUUUUAGAUGCAGCUGCAGAAGAAGGAGAAAAUGGCCAAGAACCUCAGCCAAGUGCAGAGCAGGGCAGUGGCGAAUUAUGCGACUCUCACGAGGGUGACCAGCUCACCAGUGAUGUAGACCCAGGGAAUUCUGAUGCACCAGGAGAAAGCAGAAGGGCCAUCAGUGAGACCGAGUCUAUUGACCAAGGGUCUGAACCUUCCCAAGUAUCAUCUGAAACAGAGCCUAGCGAUCCUGCCCGGACUGAGAGUGUCAGUGAGGCCAGCACCAGGCCUGAGGGAGAGAGUGAUGUGGAAGGGGCUGAUAGUUCCUGCAAUGAGAGUGUUACCACACAGCUAUCUUCAGUGGAUACCCGGUGCUCUUCUUUGGAGAGUGCCCGAUUUCCUGAAACCCCAGCCUUUUCAUCUCAGGAAGAAGAAGAAGGAGCCUGUGCUGCAGAUCCUGCCAACAGUGGUCCUGCUUCAGGGUCACAGGAUUCUGUAUGCACCCCUGGGUCUCUGCCUGUGGUAAGGGUACCCAGUGGUCAGGAGGAAGGGCAGGGGACAGAAAUGCCUGCUCUGCCUGAUGGAGAGGAGAUGGGGGAGAUCUGGCAGAGGAGGAAUAGUCUUCAGGCUACUGCAGAGAGCUCACAUGAAGAUGACACUGGGGAUACCCAAGAAGCUUGUGAGGGGGCCACUGCUCAGGCUGAAGGAGCUACUGGAGAUUGGGAGGCACGGAUCGACAGUCAUGGAAGGAUAUUCUAUGUGGAUCAUGUAAACAGAACAACAACUUGGCAGAGGCCCACUGCUCCCCCCGCCCCACAAAUACUACAGAGAUCCAAUUCUAUUCAACAAAUGGAGCAGCUAAACCGUAGGUAUCAAAGUAUCCGUAGAACAAUGACUAAUGAAAGGCCUGAAGAACAAGCUAAUGCCAUUGAUGGAGCUGGAGAGGAGGCAGACUUCCAUCAGUCCAAUGCAGAUUUUCGACGGGAGAAUGUGCUGUCCCACUCUACCUCCAGGUCUAGGCUGACGUUACUGUUACAGUCUCCCCCUGUGAAAUUUCUCAUAAGCCCAGAGUUCUUCACAGUGCUGCAUUCUAACCCUAGUGCCUACCGCAUGUUUACAAACAACACGUGUUUGAAGCACAUGAUCACCAAAGUCCGGCGGGACACCCACCACUUUGAACGCUACCAGCAUAAUCGAGACCUAGUGGGAUUCCUCAACAUGUUUGCUAAUAAACAACUGGAGCUGCCAAGGGGCUGGGAAAUGAAACAUGAUCAUCAGGGCAAGGCUUUUUUUGUUGACCACAAUUCCCGUACCACCACCUUCAUUGACCCUCGGCUCCCACUGCAGAGCAGCAGACCCACAAGCGCUUUGGUACAUCGGCAACAUCUGACCAGGCAGCGCAGCCACAGUGCUGGUGAGGUAGGAGAGGACUCUCGACAUUCAGGACCACCAGUUCUUCCUAGGCCAUCCAGCACAUUCAAUACUGUCAGUAGGUCACAGUACCAGGACAUGGUUCCAGUGGCCUACAAUGACAAGAUUGUUGCAUUUCUACGUCAGCCCAAUAUCUUUGAAAUUCUGCAGGAGCGUCAGCCUGACCUUACUAGGAACCAUUCACUCAGGGAGAAGAUACAGUUUAUCCGGACAGAGGGGACACCUGGACUGGUACGUCUUUCCAGUGAUGCUGACCUUGUAAUGUUGCUAAGUUUAUUUGAAGAAGAGAUAAUGUCAUAUGUGCCUCCACAUGCCUUACUCCACCCCAGCUAUUGCCAGUCCCCACGCAGUUCCCCCGUGUCCUCACCUCAGAACUCUCCAGGUACCCAGCGUGCCAAUGCUCGGGCUCCUGCCCCUUACAAACGAGAUUUUGAAGCCAAACUGAGGAACUUCUACAGGAAGUUGGAAACAAAAGGAUAUGGACAAGGGCCAGGAAAGUUAAAGUUAAUCAUCAGAAGAGACCAUUUGUUGGAAGAUGCUUUUAAUCAGAUUAUGGGUUAUUCCAGAAAAGACUUGCAGAGGAAUAAGCUCUAUGUCACCUUUGUUGGAGAGGAAGGGCUGGAUUACAGUGGACCUUCUAGAGAGUUUUUCUUCCUGGUAUCCAGAGAACUCUUUAAUCCAUAUUAUGGCUUAUUUGAAUAUUCAGCUAAUGAUACAUACACAGUGCAAAUAAGUCCCAUGUCUGCUUUUGUAGACAAUCACCAUGAAUGGUUCAGGUUUAGUGGUCGAAUCCUUGGCCUUGCACUGAUACACCAGUAUUUGUUAGAUGCCUUCUUCACACGACCAUUUUAUAAGGCCCUUCUCAGAAUUCUGUGUGAUUUGAGUGAUCUAGAAUAUCUUGAUGAAGAGUUCCACCAGAGCCUACAGUGGAUGAAAGAUAAUGACAUCCAUGACAUCCUAGACCUCACCUUUACUGUAAAUGAAGAAGUUUUUGGACAGAUCACUGAACGAGAAUUAAAGCCAGGGGGUGCCAAUAUCCCAGUCACAGAGAAGAACAAGAAGGAAUAUAUCGAAAGAAUGGUGAAAUGGAGAAUUGAGAGGGGUGUUGUACAACAAACAGAGAGCUUAGUGCGGGGUUUCUAUGAGGUGGUGGAUGCUAGACUGGUAUCUGUGUUUGAUGCAAGGGAACUGGAACUGGUCAUCGCUGGAACUGCUGAAAUAGACCUAAGUGACUGGAGAAACAACACAGAAUAUAGAGGAGGCUAUCACGACAAUCAUAUUGUAAUCCGGUGGUUCUGGGCUGCUGUAGAAAGAUUCAACAAUGAACAACGACUAAGGUUGUUACAGUUUGUCACAGGCACAUCCAGCAUACCCUAUGAAGGUUUCGCUUCUCUGCGAGGGAGUAAUGGGCCAAGGAGAUUCUGUGUGGAGAAAUGGGGGAAAAUCACUGCCCUUCCCAGGGCUCAUACUUGUUUUAAUCGUCUGGACCUUCCCCCCUAUCCAUCAUUCUCCAUGCUUUAUGAAAAACUUUUGACAGCUGUUGAAGAAACAAGUACUUUUGGACUCGAAUAAUCUGGCAACCAUAGUGCCCAGCCCUUUAUGGAUGGGACUUAAUGGAACUUGCCCUCUUGAAGAAUGAGUGAACCUCAAUUUUGGAGUUCCUAAAGAAUGGUUACUUUACAGUGUAUCUAGGGAGUAAGAUUCCAAGAACAAAUGCUCAAUAAUUUCUGGGGCGUAUAGGACAGUGGUGACAGAGUCCUCUUGGAAGGAUCUGGAGAGGCCUGAUGUGCAGGGAAAACCCAACAGUCUUUCAAUCAACAGUUCUUCCUGACUGCCAAACUUUUUUUUCUUCCAUUCAUUAUGUUCCAAGAACAAGAUGAGACUGUACUGGAUCAACUACAUGGUAAUUAUAAGGACUUAAUCAAGAUCCUAAAACUAGUCCUUGAACUUAUUCAAGCCAAACUGUGGCAUCUCUUGACCCAACUUCCAAAUUAGCUUACGUUAAAUGAUAUAAUAAAGAAAAUCUUUCCUGAAAGUACAUUAAUUUAUGCCCACUGUUAUGACAGAACAACCCUUUCUUGCUGUACCUAAGACUCUGUGUGCCUGCAUGGUGUGCACCGUAUGUAUCAACUUUUAGAAGAGUUGCCAUGAAAAGGAAUCUGAGUCACAGAGAAGUAACUAAAAUGGGCUAUCCUAAAGGUGCCUGGUGAAAAUGCAUAUUCAGGUGGUAUAUGGCUAAGUAGAGAUGGCUACAGAUGACCUGUUAUAUCAUGGAUUCCUAAUGAAUUACAGAUUUUAUGCUUUAUAAUGCAUGGAAACUGUUUUUUAAAUAGCAAUUUAUCACAUCAUGGCAGGAAAAAAAAUACACAGUAAGUUCUGUUUAUUUUUAUAGGCUCAUUAUGUUUGUGUUCUUUAAAUUGUGUAUAAGAACCUUGCAUAUUGUGUCUCAUCUCUUCCAUUUCCAUGCAUUGUUUUUGUGUGGGUAAUUCUAAGUACUCUCAAGGGGGGGGGGGGAAUGCCUUUUAUUUUUAUAAGGGUAAAAAAAAUUCCCCCCAAAUAUUUUGCACUAAAUGUACCAAAGUCAAAGAGAUGUUACAAUAUGACUGACAACAACUCAUUCACUCUUAGAAAUAAUUAAGAAAGCUUCUUAGAAUUCACCUUUCUUCCCUUGCUUUGUCUACCAGUCUACCACUACCAAGGCUGGGCACCUAGGUAAUCUUUUUUUUUUUUUUUAGAAACUCAUACUGUAUAAUCAUGCAACAACAAUUUGUUUCAAGUGCACAGAUUCUUUUCCAUUCAUUCACCAUUCUGAGAUGACAUUUAAAAAGGAUGUUUUCUAUUCCUUUCCUUUCCCCCCACAGCUCUGUAUUUGUAUACCAUCUUCCACAUUUAAGCUCACUUGGGAAGCCCAGAACAUUGUGUAAGAAAUCAAUCCUCUUUAAGAAUAGCAAUAUCAAUUUUUCUUCAUUCAUAACCACUUCCACUUCAGGAAUUUAAACUGUCUAUAAUGUUUCUAGACCCGAGUAGUGACUGAUGCAUAAUUUUCUUAUGAAUGUUAGUUAAUUGGUGGUAUUACUAUGGUAUUUCACAAACUGCAUGGCAUCUAAAAUUUUAAGUAUGUUUAAUUUUACCAAAGUAUGUCCUUCACCUGAAAGUCAUCUGAAUUAUCUCUGUAUUUUUGUACAUUUUUAUGGUUAUAAUCUCCCAGAAUUUUAUUUGAAUGAAGUACAUUUGGGGUUUGGGGUUGGAUAAUGUGAAUUAGAGUAGUUGGUCAGCUUAAUAUUAUUAGAACUUGUUUGAAACAUUCUCUAAGAGUUGGAGAUAAAAAACAGCUCAAGGAUUCUUAUUAUAAAAUAUUGGGAAUUAAUUUUGCUCUAGAGCUAAUGUACUUUAUUUUUCAAGACAUUGAUGUUGCCACUGGUUACUGUCCAGUUGGUUGGGUUGCACUUACUGUUGUGAUCCCUAAGAAGGAUGUCCUUUAUUUCCUGUGGGCUGUAUUACCAUCCUGCACUAAUGGCCUGAUCUCUGUGUUGGAGAAUACCCUUGGAGAGUAAGAUGUGUUUGUGUUCUAUAAGAUGCCCAGAAAAAAAAAACAAGAAAAAGGGGGGGAACAAGCAGAUUUGGACUUACAAUAUUUGUUUGCACUUAAUGAGCACAGUUAUACAGAUGAUAUCUUUAAUUAUGCAAAUAAUUAUGACCUCUUUUGUAUUCUGUUUUCCCAUGUUAUAAGAACAAAAUAGUAUAGUAUACUUUUAUGCACAUGUUUUUGAUCAAUGUGUAUGAAAAUAUAUUCGCAAACUAGUAUUUACAAUGUAGUCUUUUAACAAAAUAUCUGAUAUACACGAUCACACUUCUUCAGAAACUACACUCAAUUUUCACACGUGCUAUCAUUUCAGUUUCGGACACUUUUACUGCUUGCCAUAGUCUAUAAUCCAUCAGGUAAGAGAUUCAAGUGGAGAGAGAAAUACCUCUUCAAUUAUUUUAAAAGCAGAUCACUGUAUUAGCUAUGUUAACUUUUCCCAAAAAAAUAGAAUCACCUAAUGCAUACAAACAUUCUUAAUUAGACUAUUUGAAGUUUUUCUCAGAACUUGGAAUUUCUGAUGAGCUCUUUAGCAUGUCUGCCUAAUUUAUUUUUCUUCACUAGGAAAAGACAGAAAACACGGAACAAUAGCUGAACAAAGACAUUCAAAUAAUAUUUCUUUAGAAUAAAGUAGAAAAUAUUUUUAAAGAUUUAAAGAUUUUAAAAAAAUUGCUUUUAAAAAGCAAUCCAUCAUGGAGAACACCCAUAAGCAUUUUCUGCCCAUGAUGUAUGUGCUCCAAUAACCCGGCUUCAAACAAUUCAAGAGUGAUGUUUGUUUAUUAUAGCAACAGCAAGAUCUAUAUUUGUAGUAAUUCUUAAUGCCAAAUAUCUCAGUAAAUAUCUUGUGGGGGGAAACAGCGAUAGAGAGCCAUUUUCUAAUUCUUUUUAGGUUCCCAUUCCAUUUCUUCAUGACCAGCCCCUUAGAUCCUUCCAUUGCUCUUUGUAUUUGGCCACUCUUGAAAGGUAAUCAUUUGUUAAUGAUUGUCAAGUCCUGAAAGCACAGAAGGAAUUUACACUGGAAAGUUUCAGUGCCUGAAACAGCAGUGCUUGUUCUGUGAAAUGGGGUCUCCAAGAGAAGGACUAACCUAGUGCUUAAUCCUUCAAAUUUUCUAAAUGAAAUACCAAACCAGAGUCAUAUCAUUUCACAUUACUUCUAUUUUAGCUAGAGUAGAACAUAUCUUAAGUUUGAAGCAUAAGAAUCUGGAUCCUGCCACUAAAUGCAGACCAUUUGGACAGUAUUCAUUACCUUGUAUUGGCUCACAACAUGGAUCUCAAGUCACAGAAUGUUUGGUCAGAUUUUUCUGGCUUAAGAUUGACUUCAUAUUGUAUUCCUAAAAUGAUUUUAAUUCAACAUCAACCCUUGUAUUAAAUACUGACUACGAAUAGAUAACUAUGCUAGGGCCAGGAGAUAAAAAUAUGAAAUAAGGCACAUUCCUGCCCUUGGGGUGUUUACAAUUUAGUAGAAAGAUGAGAUGUGCACAAAUGAUUUCAUUGUGGGUCCUCCUUCCACUAGCAUAGAACACAGCUUUUCCAUGUCCUAGUGGAUGGUCUUUAUGAGUCUCUGUGGCCAAAAAUUUUGUCACCUACUGGCCAAACUUUUGGUGAUAAGCCUUUAUGAAUAUACUCAGGCUGGUCCUCAAACAGUAUAUCCAUUACUGUCAAAGAUCUAUACUAAAAUCCUUUUCAUAUAAGAACAUUACUUUAGCAUAAAUAUUUUUGCUACAUAUUGAAAAUUAUGUUUAAACCACUUACAAGUAUAUCUAUAGUGUAAAUCAUACCCAUUCUCACAGGGAACUCAUAUCAGUAUAAUGAGUCAAAAAUAUGUAUUUGAAUAUAUUAAUUGAAAGUAUAGAGGAAUAAGAUUGGACUUUGUGGUUACAUAUGUGGAUACAUAUGGUAUAGUGGAAAGAUUCAUAGAUUUGGAAUCAGAAGACAUGAGUUCAUAUUCCUACUGUACUGCUUACUGGUAUGUCCUUAGACAAAUCAAAUAACCUAUCUUGGCUUCAGUUUUUUUUCAUCUUUAAAAUGAGGGGGCAGUCCAGGAAGUCCAAAUGAACUGUAAUUUGUAUCAUCCUAUGAAUAUCUCAUUCCUAUAAAUUCAUAUAUUAUAUAAUCCACUCAGAAAAUGACAAAACCAUUGCUUUCAUCAAUAUAGUUCAAUUAUUGGGACUUUUAGAAGAAGGUUGACUCUUGGCUUUUUAAAACUAUAUUAUUAGACUAAGAUAGCCUCCUAAAAUAUCUGUAAACCUACAUCCAAGUGGGAAAACCCCCUAUAAAUUUAGCAGUUGUAUUUUAAUUUCUUUGGGGAGAAAUUCAAAACUUCAGCCCAAUGUUUUGUUUUUAUUGACCUUCUAAAACACACCGAAAAUUUAUGAUCUGGUUUCAAAUAAAAAUAACAAAAAACUAAGAAAGGAAGGAACUGAUAUAUAUGUUACAUAUGUGUUUUGUGUAUAUGUACAUAUUAUAGAUAUACACAUAUAUAAUAUAUGCCACAAUUCUCAAUACCCUAUAUUUCAAUGGAUAUCUUUUGGAUAGAGUCAGAGGCACAUAUUUUCAUUGUUAUCACAUGAUCAUUUCUUUUUCAGUUAGAUGGAGAUAACUUCCAUUUAAGUCCCCUCUUAUUCUUCAUGUUGGUAUGGAAGUAGCCCUGGGUUGUGAGCAGAAGCCAACUCUGGUAGACCUACCAAGGUGAGAAAGCUUCAGAUAUGGGUCCGGUGAGAGAACACAUAUCUCUCCUGUAGGAUCAGCUUAAUUAAAAAUGGAGCUAUUCAGCCAUAGAAGGUUAGCCUCCUCAGGCAUAGCAAUUCAUAUAAACCUGGAAUUCAAUAAACCUGGAAUCAGGAAGACUUGAGUUUAAACCCAAUCUCAAGCACUUAGCUGUAUGGCAAAAUUACUCAAUCUCAUUCAACCUGUUUCUUUAUCUGUAAAUUGGGGAUAAUAACACCUACUUCACAAAGUUGUUUUCAGGGUCAUAAGGUAAACUAUAAUGUACUUUGCAAGUCUCAAAAAGCUAUAUAAGCAGUAGCUAUUAUUAUAUGUUUACUAAGGCAUUGCAAUUUGCACCAGGGGAGAGAGUACUCAAUGAAGAUAAGAUUAUGAAUCCUUAAAAUAUUCCAGUAAAGUAGUGUAGAUGGAGGUACAUUUAACAGCCAACACUCACUUUCCAAUAACCAAUUAAAGUUCAUGCCAAGAGCUGCCGAGACAUCUUUCUUAGUGAAAAUACAUGAGAGAUAAGAGUUUUGAAAUGUUCUGCAUAAACUAUUCUUACUUCUCUUUCACAAUGUCAUUCAUCACAAAAAAAAAAUCUGGUAAAGAUACUCUUUAAUUAUUUAUGUUUUCUAUUUUCAUCCAAACAAAUUAGAAACAAAACAAAAUAAAAACUGCUGUUGUACCUUUGGUGGUAACCAAUACUAUAAUACCACCUCUAUUCUGAUAGAGGAAACAACUUUUUUUCCAGAACCAAAAUGUCUUCUCUUAAAUGAGAAAAAAAAUUAAGAAUUACUCUAAAACUCAUACCUUACUCAUACUCCCACAGGACAGUCCUCUAGUCAGAAAUGAUGGCUUUUUUUAAGUAUAUAAAAGUGUUGUGAUAGUUUAAUGCAUUAGAAGUCAAUUUAAGAACAUAUUUUUGUCCCCAACAAUUCUACCUAGGAAAAUGACCUAGGUAAAGAUCAAAUUACCCCUAUAUUGUUUAUGAAAUUGGCACAUUAUAAUUUCAUUAAAAUAUUUAUUCCGCCGUAGGUGAUUUAAAAAAAAAAACAGGAAGGAUUUGACAUAAUUUCCCAAAGAAAUGAAACCCUUAAAGCUUCUUGCUAUGUCUCUAUAAUCUAGCUGAUUUUUUGCAAUAUUCUGGCAGUCAGUCAGCAAGCAUUUAUUAAACAUGCAUUGUGUCAGACACUGCCCAAAGUGUUGGGGAUGCCAACAAAUGCAAAAAUAGUAUCUGCCCUCAAGGAGCUCACAUUCUGAUGUGUGGUGGGUAAACAUUUAUGUACAAGUGUGGCAGGUCAGAAUUCAGGCUUCUUCAUUUUUUCCCACUCAACAAUUCCAUAGAAGAUAAAGCAAGGUACUUUUCUUUAACGUGAAAAUUUAAUUUUUCGAGAACUCAAUCCUUCACAACUGCACACUUUGCCUCAUACAGUGCUGAACACAUGCUAGAGACAUUAGAACUAGCUGUAUUUUGGCUUGAGGCCAGUUUCUGCCCAUUAGGAGGGCAUUCAAAAUGAGCUACAGAGACAAGAAGCCUAACAGUUGAGCCACCCAGAGAAUGCAACAGUCAUUAUGGACCAGCUGUCCGGCUAUGGGAGAGGCAACAGUUUUCUAUGUGUCUGGCACAAGGAAUGUAUUGAGGGUGUGUGCUACUGACAUCAUAGCAUAUUUGGACCAGAAAAGACUCUGAAUGAAUGAAGUGAUGGCAAAGACAGAGAAGGGGUGGAGGGAGAGACAGAAUUAACCUUGUUGAAUCUUUUUGGUGGAGCAAGAAGGGUUAGCAUAUAAAGUUGAAUUUGAUUUCCAAUUAUGAAAAAUAUACUGUAUGGUCUAGUGAGACCAUUUCUUGAAAAACCAUCUACUCGGGGGGGAGGGGAAUAUUCAUUUUGUAACUACUGUAGGUUGGUGAUUAUUAUCUAUAUUGUACAGCAGAAUUAGCCAAAAAGUAUUAAAGCUAGUCAUAUAUUGACCAGGAGGUUCAAAAGGCUAGCAUUAAUAUGCAUUGUGGGUUUUAAAAAAUUAAUUAUUACUAUUAUUGAGCCUUGUAAAGUAAAUAAAAUGAAGGGUGGUGCUUCAAUAUUUUUAUUAUAUUUAAUUUAUGCUUAGUGGACAUUCAGUGAGAAUAGCUUUGGGGAAAUUAUUCAACUCAUGCUUUCUAGUGGUACCUUAAAUUUUACUUAUUAAAUGAUAUAAGAAAUAAAAUCCAAGAGUUCAAUUAUGGAAUGACAGAUUAAGAUCUGAGUAGUAUUUAUAAUUCAAGUUCAUGGAAACUGAAAGGUCUUUCAUCCACAAAAGGUCAUUUCUUUGGCUAUCAUGAUUCAGUGAUUCAGCAGGAUAAGAUAUUAUUUUAAUGGAAAAGGCUAAAAUACUUUGAGGGUGGUUUUAGGGUAUCUUAGAAGAGUGAGAGACUCAUUUAUACAAAGUUUUUACAUCUAGUGCCCUUGGGUAAGUCAAGUCGACAAACAUUUAUUAAGCAUCGAUUAUAUUCCAGGCACUGUGCUAAGGCUAUGGAAAUAUCUUUCUAUCCUUUUAAAAUGUCAUAACUUUGAAAUAUAUACUAGAGAUGAUAGAUGAGUCAAAAUAAAUCAAUGAUUACUGAGGUAAGGCUGGGACCAUCAGUGGAACUCUGACCAUCACCCUUUGUAGAAAAGGACAGGUAAGCGUAUUUUGGAAAGACUGAAGGGGGGAAACAGAGGAUGAAACCCCAGUGCUCUGAAAUGCUUAAUGGUAAUGUAGUUAUCUUUUGUAGGAUUUCUAAGCAAAUCUGGGGGCUAUCAAUAUGUAGGAAAGUGUAAAUGAUUACAUGUUUUUAUAGUAGGGAUGCAGGCAUUCCAAAAUGAACUCACAAAAUCCAUGGAUCCCCAUCUUUUACUGAAAGUAUUACUCAAUCUAAUUUUAUAAUGUCUUUCUUUUUAAAGUUUUAAGACUAUAAAAAAAAAACAUUUAUUUCUAAGAUUUCAGUCAAGCACUGGCAGUGCAUUUUUUAUGCCUUUUCAUGCUUUCUCACCUCACGUGUCCACUAUUCUACAUAUCACAUGCAAUAGCAAUGUUUCUAUCUUUCAGGGAGUUUGAUUUAAGUUGCACAUUUAUUCAAUGUGACUUUUAAUAGAGAUUAAAAAACAAUGGGAGAUAUUUGAUAGAAGCAUUAAGAUUAUACAUCUCUCAUUUCAUCUUUUAUCAGUUAAAUUUCAUCCUCUUUCUUCAAGGCAAAUAUAGCAAAUUGUAAAACAUACAGGAAGUGGUUCAUGGGCAGUAUUAUAUAAAGCCUGUGAUUCUGAAAUUUAAUAUAAUGUUUGCUUUCUGGGAUAUUUGUAUACUGAUCCUCAUCUGAAUAUCUGACGACUCUUGUGUUGUAUUUUUUAUGAUUCCAAGAUGCUUUGAGGGAAAGAUAUUUUAAUGUGUACAAUUUGUUUUAUUUUCAUACUGAUCUCUAUUUUUGUUUAAAACCAUGUUGCAUCAUAAAAUCACUUAAUCCAAAAUAAAUCUUCUUUUAAGAAAAA